GAUACCAACUUAGAGGUACGAGACUUGUAUAAAUUCGCUACUUCCAUCUCUCUCACAAACCAAGAGUCCCUCCCUCCCCUGCAAUACCAACAUAGUUAUUGAUUACUCGUCCCAUCUUAAAGCUAUCAAGUUUUUAUUUAUUAGUAUCAAUGGCAGCAGCAAAUAAUAUUGGCAAAUCCAAGACAGGUGACGGUGAUGAGGCAAUCAAGAUGCCAAGAGACCAAGUUUUGGAGAUCGGCAAAGACAAGAAUGUUGAUUUUGGAUUGGAGAGGCAUGAAUGGAGGCCAGUUUUUUAUGAAGCUUCCAUGUCUAAAAGGCCUACCAAGAAGAUACGUAGCCCUGAACGUGAAGCCUCUUUUCAAUUCUCAGCUUCUUUACCUCAUCAAUCGUCUUCUUGCUCUGUUUCAUCCGAUGCUUCAUUCCAACCAUCUAGACUGGUUUUGCCUUAUGCUUUUGAUGCAUCUCAGCAGCCAAUGUACUUAUCCCAACAAUACGGAAAUAAUCCAACUCUCCUGCCAUUACCGCAACAUCAGCAACAUAUGGUUUCCUUUACGCCUCAGCAGCAACAUGAUGGUGUUUACCAGCCAAUGUUUUCAGGAGAAUCAUCCCUACCGCCUCAGCAACUUGUUCAGUACUGGAGUAAUGUAUUGAAUCUGAGUCCGAGAGGGAGCUUAAUGAUGAUGAGCAGGCUGGGGCAGAAUCGUAGACAAUUGCUUAGGUCGCCUGUGCAACCGAUAAAUGCUACUAAGCUUUACCGGGGAGUAAGGCAGAGGCAUUGGGGCAAAUGGGUAGCUGAAAUUCGUCUUCCUCGAAACAGGACUCGUCUUUGGCUUGGCACAUUUGAUACGGCUGAAGAAGCUGCCUUAGCCUAUGAUCGCGAAGCAUUCAAGCUUAGAGGAGAGAAUGCAAGGCUCAAUUUCCCGGAGCUUUUCGUCAAUAAGGAUAAAGUUACGUCCACAGCCCCAAGUUCACCGGUUUCGUCUCCACAGACUCCCCAUCAAAGUUCAAAGCCAAACCAGACUCAGAACCUCCCACAACAAGAACCUGAAGAAGACCAAGAUUUGCAGUCUGUAGAAAUGGAAACGGUGCGGCCACCUGAAGGAGAUAAUCCUGACAGUGGUUCAGGGAUGACAACAGAGGGUUUUGGAGCAGAAGGCGUUUGUGGUUGUGAGGAAAUGGAGUGGGGAGCCAUGGCAGAGGCUUGGUUCAAUGCAAUUCCAGCAGGUUGGGGACCUGGUAGUCCUGUUUGGGAUGAUUUAGAUACCACAAACAAUCUACUUUUUCCUUCAAAUCUUCCUUUCACCCAUCAAAAUCAAAACCUGCUGGAUUCUGAUCUCUCAAAACAACACAAUUCUGCUUCUUCACCUUCUUGUCCAAUGAAACAUUUCUUUUGGAAAGAUGAAGAUUAAUAGGUGAAUUAUAGGAUCAAUUUUCUUUUAGUGGUAAACCCAUUCUUUGCCGGUGUGCAUGUUUGCAUGGCUAAGGAGGUUUUUAGAUCAAACUAUGACGUUUUGUUUCACAGGAUUUUUGGAGCAAUCAACCUCAUGCUUUUCACCAGUACAGGAUAAGCACAGACAAAAACAUGUUUCAAAUUUCACAUUUUAUACUUUGUUUGUCCCUUUGGAAAUGAAUUCAGCAAAUUUGCAGCAUCGCUUCCCCUAAUAAAACACAAUCGUUAGUUA
Molecule: messenger RNA, 1682 nt
Organism: Gossypium raimondii (Peruvian cotton)
Lineage: Eukaryota; Viridiplantae; Streptophyta; Magnoliopsida; Malvales; Malvaceae
Product: ethylene-responsive transcription factor ERF054
Exons: 1
Coding region: 150-1409 (419 amino acids)
Biological process (GO): regulation of DNA-templated transcription
Molecular function (GO): DNA binding; DNA-binding transcription factor activity
Source: RefSeq, a predicted model, not a curated record